Radiomyces spectabilis is the source of this 1986-nucleotide messenger RNA. RefSeq names its product WD40-repeat-containing domain protein. Gene Ontology annotation, molecular function: protein binding. Lineage: Eukaryota; Fungi; Mucoromycota; Mucoromycetes; Mucorales; Radiomycetaceae. The record is from RefSeq and is a predicted model, not a curated record. The transcript has 12 exons. The coding region runs from base 104 to 1750 and encodes 548 amino acids.
UUUCGACUCUUUGGGUCUCUCUUUUUCUUUUUCCUUUCCCUUCUUUUUUUUUACGUUUUCUUUCUCCCUUUGCUUUGUUGGGGACUUUUUCCUACCGUCGCAAAUGUCUGUUUAUAAUCACAGGCCCAUUGUUCCACCUACUCCAAGUAGACUCAUUGAGCUUCUUGAUGCCGUCAAGUCCGAAUUUGACCAGUUGGCCCAAGAAGCCAUGGUCUGCAAAUCUCAACGAGAUGAAUUUGAACACAAGAUGAAUAGCCAAAUUCAGGAAAUGAACCUCUUCCAGCAGAACCUUAUCGAUCUCGAAAGAAGUCAGCAGAUCAUCAAGAAACAAUAUGAGGAAGAAAUUGCCAGACUUCGUCAGCAAUUGGAUCAGCUUCAACACGGUGGUGCUCCUCCUCCCACCAGCAAUGCUCCCAUGUACAGCGGAUCGAAUGCAUAUCCUCAACCUGCGCCUCCCAUGUUGGAUUCCAAACCACCCGCUCAUCUAGCUGGUUAUCCUAGUGGUCCUCCACCACCUCCCACCUCGGCUCACCUUUCCAGCGCUCCUCCUCCCCAUCCUACUGCAGCAGGCACCCCUUACAUGAAUGGUAGUUCGCCGUUACCGACUGGCACACCUCCACCCCAAAUGACUUCUGGACGAGGAGGAAAUGAAUCUCUGAAACCCGUCGGUCCUGUGCCGACCGCCAAUCCUCCCUUGGCCGACUUUGAUCCGGAAAAUGUCCCUGCAAACAUGAAGGUCGAAGGACAAGAUUGGUUUGCUUUAUUCAAUCCAAAAGCACAGCGUUAUCUCAAGGUCGAUUUGCUUCACACAUUCGAGCAUGGUAGUGUGGUGUGCUGUGUUAAAUUUAGUGCCGAUGGUCGCUAUUUGGCAGCCGGUUGUAAUCAGGCGACAUAUGUGUAUGAUACUGUGACAGCCGUUCGUGUUGCUGUACUUCAAGAUGAAAACGCAGGCCGUGAUGGUGAUUUGUACAUUCGUUCUGUGAGCUUUAGUCCCGACGGCAAGCAUCUUGCUACUGGUGCUGAAGAUAAACAAAUUCGCAUUUGGGAUAUUGGCAAAAAACGGAUCCGACGCGUGUUACAAGGUCACGAGCAAGAUAUUUACUCUUUGGAAUUCAGUCGUGAUGGCCGAAUCCUGGUGUCCGGUUCCGGCGAUCGCACGGCAAGAAUUUGGGACUGGCAAGAUGGUCAAUGCAUGCAUGUGUUACGUAUCAAAGAUAUGGAUCAAAAGGAUCCUGGUGUGACCAGUGUCGCAAUCUCGCCUGAUGGUCGACUUGUGGCCGCCGGAAGUUUGGAUAAGGUCGUGCGUGUGUGGGAUGCCGUCACGGGUCAACCGUUGGAGCGCUUGGAUGGUCAUAAAGAUAGUGUCUACUCGGUGGCAUUUAUGCCCGAUGGCAAGACGCUUAUCAGUGGUAGCUUGGAUAAAACUCUCCGUAUGUGGGCAUUAGGGACACAUGAUCGUGCUUAUGCUGGUGACCGUGGAAAGAAUGCAUGCAAGCAAGUGUUUACAGGACACAAAGAUUUCGUGCUUUCUGUUGCCACCACACCUGAUGGCAAUUGGAUUGUCUCGGGUUCGAAAGACCGUGGUGUGCAAUUUUGGGAUCCUCGAACGGGACAGACUCAAUUCAUGUUACAAGGUCACAAAAAUUCGGUUAUUUCCGUCGCCACUAGCCCCGGCAGAAGCCCGAUGUUCGCCACCGGUUCAGGCGACAAUCGAGCACGUAUCUGGCGGUAUGAGUCCUUGGGACCCUAAAACAUCUAUUUCCAUUGCUCUGUUUUCUUGAAGAAAAUUUCUAUUCGUUUCUCAUCUCCUUUCCGUUAAUGUCGCUUUGUUUUGUCCGGAAAAAGAAAUAUCGUAAAUAUACAUUCCUCUUUUCUAUUAUCCAUGUUGUUCGUCGUUCGCUUUAUUGGUUUUUUUUUUUCUUCUCUUUACCUUUUUAUUCUUGCUCACUAAAAGAAAAAUGAAAAAAAUUUAACUUUCAACCUUGC